Molecule: messenger RNA, 701 nt
Organism: Salpingoeca rosetta
Lineage: Eukaryota; Choanoflagellata; Craspedida; Salpingoecidae
Product: dolichyl-phosphate beta-glucosyltransferase
Exons: 5
Coding region: 11-508 (165 amino acids)
Cellular component (GO): endoplasmic reticulum membrane
Source: RefSeq, a predicted model, not a curated record
ACGCUAGGGGAUGUUGAGUGCACGUGGGCGGACACUUCUCAUGGCAGAUGCAGAUGCUGCCACGGAUAUCCGCGAUCUCCCCCGCUUGCAGAACAAACUCAACGACAUCCAGCAGGGUGGGAAUGCGGUUGUUGUUGGCUCGCGCGCGCAUCUGGUUGACGAAGCAGUGGCGUCGCGCUCGGUUUUCCGCACGGUCCUCAUGUUUGGAUUCCACUUUCUCGUCUCCUUCCUCUGCGUCAAGGGCAUCAAGGACACACAGUGCGGCUUCAAGCUGUUUACCCGCAAGACGGCCAAGGCGCUCUUCACCCGCAUGCACAUUGAACGAUGGGCGUUUGACGUGGAGCUGCUGUACAUGGCGCAGCGGCUCGGAUUCCCGGCAGCGGAGGUCGCCGUCAACUGGAAGGAGGUCGACGGGUCGAAAGUGGACCCGUUGCUGGACGCCAUUCAGAUGGCGCGCGACCUCGUGAGGAUUCGGGCACUGUACAUGUUUGGCUUCUGGUCGCUCUGAGACACCCACAGGCAUGACGCAACGACGAACGUGGUGCAGGAACUCUCCCAUCGUUCAUGGCAGCGUGCUGCCCAGGCUUGCUUGCCUGCAAGCAUGGCGUGCAUAUUUCGUGUGCGCGUGUAUUUUCAUCCAUUUCCCCUCACUUGUUUCCUGGUCCCAGUCAGUCGUCCCCCUUCGUCUUCCCCCCCCCCCC